AUGAACGGGCCAGCUCUCCUGCUGCUUCUCACUGCCUGUGUGGUCGGUGGGGCCACUGUGCCCAAAGCCAUGUGGCAGUUCGGGAAAAUGAUGAAGUGCGCUCAGCCUGAUGUUAACCCUCUGGCAUACAACAAUUAUGGCUGCUGGUGCGGCUUCGGAGGAACUGGGACUCCGGUGGAUGAAGUGGACGAGUGCUGUCUACUACAUGACAAAUGCUAUGAAGCAAGCAGAAAGGUUCCAGGAUGCACAUCCCUCUCUGACCUCCCCUACAUUAUUGUUUAUGAUUACACCUGCUCCAACACACAGGUGAAAUGCUCAGAUACCAAUGAUAAGUGCCAGGCUGCUGUGUGUGAGUGUGAUCGCGUGGCGGCUCAUUGCUUCGCCCAGAGCGACUACGACCCGGAAAACAAGGACCUGGAUCCCGAGGUCCACUGUGUGGACUGA
Nematolebias whitei (Rio pearlfish) is the source of this 444-nucleotide messenger RNA. RefSeq names its product phospholipase A2, minor isoenzyme-like. The coding region runs from base 1 to 444 and encodes 147 amino acids. Gene Ontology annotation, molecular function: phospholipid binding; calcium ion binding. Gene Ontology annotation, biological process: phospholipid metabolic process; lipid catabolic process; arachidonate secretion. Lineage: Eukaryota; Metazoa; Chordata; Actinopteri; Cyprinodontiformes; Rivulidae. The record is from RefSeq and is a predicted model, not a curated record. The transcript has 4 exons.